Molecule: messenger RNA, 1434 nt
Organism: Tachyglossus aculeatus (Australian echidna)
Lineage: Eukaryota; Metazoa; Chordata; Mammalia; Monotremata; Tachyglossidae
Gene: RNF215
Product: ring finger protein 215
Exons: 9
Coding region: 235-966 (243 amino acids)
Biological process (GO): ubiquitin-dependent protein catabolic process; Wnt receptor catabolic process; negative regulation of canonical Wnt signaling pathway
Molecular function (GO): ubiquitin protein ligase activity; frizzled binding
Source: RefSeq, a predicted model, not a curated record
CUGCUGCGCCGGCCCCAGGCCCGCUACACCCUGCAGGGGGCGCUCCUGGGCGGCCCCGGCCCCGCCCAGCCCCUGCAGGGCCGCCUCGUCCUGGUGGACGAAGCGGAGCCGGAGCUGGAGGCCGGGCCGGAGGCCGGCUGGAUCGGGGUCGUGCCCGUGGGCGAAGAGCAGGGCGAGCCCAAGCAGGGCCCCACCCAGGACACCUUCGCCGCCGCAGCCAGCGUGGUGGACAAGAUGAAGCGGGCCCUGGUCUUGGGAGCGUCGGCGCUGCUCAUCUUGGCGCUGAACCAGAAUGCCCUUCACGAGCUGGACGUGUCCCAGGUCCUGUCCAAGCCGGUCAUCGUCGUCCAGACCUCAGACAACGUCACCAAGCUGCUGGCGGCCCUGCUGCGGGGACUCCAGGCCACCGCCAAGAUCACGUACCAGGCCAUGCUCCUGGAGAACGUGGGCGUCACCCUGACGCUGUGGUCGACGUGCGGCCUGUCCCGCGGCGGGCUCUACGGGGAGUGGCAGGGGGUCAUCUGCCCGGAGGAGGCCGGCUCCCGGGGCCAGAAGUGCCUGCAGCAGCUGUGGAAUACCAUCCUCCUUGUGGCCCUGCUCCUGGGCACGGGCCUGGUGGUCCAAGCCCAGCGCCAGUCCCGCCACCGCCCGCCUGACCGGGAUGACCAGGGUCCCCCGCUGGAUCUGAAGCAGCGGAUCCUGAGGAGGCUUUCGGCCCUGAAAACCCGGCGCUACCACCCGGGCCGGCAGCCCCGGGCCCGCGUGCCCGACAUCCAGACCUGUGCCGUCUGUCUGGACCAGUUCUGCAAGAACCAGUUCCUGCGCGUGCUCCCUUGCCUGCACGAAUUCCACCGGGACUGCGUGGACCCCUGGCUCCUCCUGAGGCAGACCUGUCCUCUGUGCAAACACAACAUCCUGGGAAGCCGCUGCGCCGCCCACGAUGCCCCGGGGUCGGAGGACAGCUGACCACUGUACUCUCCGGACGCCCCUGGACCGGGCCGGGGGAGCGUGCGGCCGCCCCCGUGGAGCAGACCUGGUCUCCCGGGGCCCGGGGGAGCCCCCCACAACCCCGGCCCCCAACCAGCGAGGGCCAGCCUGGGAGGUCAGCGCACGCCACUCAAGUGGACGGCCUGAGCGGUGGGCUCUGAGGGGUCCUCUCGGGCCCGUCCGUCCCCCCCCACCACCGGCCUGACCGCUGGAGGAGGGAAGGCCGGAGACAGGGUCGUGGGGGCCGCCCCCAAGGAACCGUUCCCGCCCGGGAUGUCUCUCGGAUCUGGCACGGGAGUACCGAAGCCCUCCCUGCUCUCGGGAAAGCCGGGAACGGCUUCGUCUGUCUGGUGCGUAUUUAUUAGGGGGAGGUGGGGGGUGGAGGGGCUGGGAGAUCGGGACCAAGUUUUCUCUGUACAGUCGGUGCCAUUAAAGCCACAAGACACG